Molecule: messenger RNA, 3612 nt
Organism: Condylura cristata (star-nosed mole)
Lineage: Eukaryota; Metazoa; Chordata; Mammalia; Eulipotyphla; Talpidae
Gene: SRBD1
Product: S1 RNA binding domain 1
Exons: 21
Coding region: 67-3054 (995 amino acids)
Biological process (GO): nucleobase-containing compound metabolic process; translation
Molecular function (GO): mRNA binding; structural constituent of ribosome
Source: RefSeq, a predicted model, not a curated record
UUCCGGCGGGAACCGGAAGAUGCGGUCACACAGAAUCCUGAGUCUUCUGACACGCCUGGUGGGAAGAUGUCAUCAUUGCCAAGAAGAGCCAAAGUAAAGGUCCAGACUGUGGAAUCCAAAGAUGAGUUUUCUUCCUUCUCUGAGUUAUCAUCUGCUUCUGAAGAAGAUGAUAAGGAAGAUAGAGCCUGGGAGCCCCAAAAGAAGGCCCCCAGAAGCCGUAAGCAACCUGUUCCCAAGGAAUCCAAACCAAAGAAGGUGCCACGGGUGAAGAAGAAUGCCCUUCAAAUUGUUGAUGGCUCAGAAGGCGUGAGUGUUAAGGAGGAAAUGAAUAACUCAGUGGCUAUUGCUGAUGUUGAUUUGGAGGACAGCAAAGACAAAUUGGGUACUGUGCAGACUCUGACAACAGCAAAGACAAAACGGAAAAAUUCAGCGCUGUCCACCUCCGCUCAAAGGACCAAGAAACUAAAACUUAAUGAAGAAACCAACAAAGCCAGCAAUGUAGAGAGCGGGGAUUACAAUAGAGAGACACCGUCCACAAGCACCCUGUGGGAAGGUGCGUGCAGGAAGGAAGAGAGUGAAGAUGACUUUCGGUUUGGUCCGUCCCCGCUAAAGAAAAUGAAGACUGAAAUAAGUCCUCAGGGGCAGCCUGUCCGGCUUCUGGCAAAUGCCAGCAAUAUUAAAGAGGAUGUGGAAAUGCACUGGGACAUAGUGCAGGUUUUAUCUGAGAGAACUAAUAUUGAAUUUUGGGUUUGUGCCAACAUCAUUCAACUCUUUAAUGAUGAUAACACAAUUCCUUUUAUUGUACGUUAUCGAAAAGAACUCAUUAAUAACCUUGAUGCGGAUGCCUUGAGAGAAGUUCGGCAAACCCUAGAAGAACUACGGGCUGUUGCAAAGAAGGCUCAUAGUACAAUCCAAAAAAUUAAGAAGGAGGGGAAGAUGUCUGAGUGCUUGUUAAAAGCCUUACUGAACUGUAAAACUUUUGAAGAACUAGAACAUGUGUCGGCUCCAUAUAAAACUGGCAGCAAAGGCACCAAAGCUCAGAGAGCAAAGCAGUUGGGGUUGGAAGGAGCAGCCAGGACACUGCUUGAGAAUCCAGGGCAGCUCAAUCUUUUGUCAUACAUCAAACCCAAUGUAAAAGGCCUUUCAGUGCUCCAGGAUAUUGAAACAGGAGUGCAGCAUAUUUUAGCAGACAUGGUUGCUAAAGACAAAGACACGCUUGACUUCAUUAGGAAGUUGUGUCAAAAUAGAUAUAUUUGUAUCCAGUCAUCUCUAGCAAAAGUGUCUUCAAAGAAAGUAAAUGAGAAAGAUGUUGAUAAGUUUCUACUCUACCAGAAUUUUUCUUGCAACAUAAGAAACAUCCAGCAUCAUCAGAUUCUGGCAAUUAAUCGUGGAGAAAAUUUGAAGAUACUGACAGUCAAGGUUAACAUUUCUGAUGGAAUAAAGAAUGAAUUUUGUAGGUGGUGCAUCCAAAACAGGUGGAGACCACGUGGCUUUGCAAGACCAGAGUUAAUGAAGAUCUUACACAGCUCCCUGGAUGAUUCCUUUAAACGCCUUAUUUAUCCUCUCCUGUGUAGAGAGUUUAGAGCCAAACUAACUUCAGAUGCAGAGAAGGAAUCAGUAAUGAUGUUUGGAAGGAAUCUUCGGCAGCUCCUUUUAACAAGCCCUGUUCCAGGACGCACUUUGAUGGGAGUAGAUCCUGGUUACAAACAUGGCUGCAAAUUAGCUAUAAUUUCUCCUACCAGUCAGAUACUUCAUACUGAUGUGGUUUAUUUGCAUUGUGGACAAGGCUCCCGAGAGGCAGAGAAAAUUAAGAGACUUUUGCUGAAUUUCAACUGCAGCACUGUGGUCAUUGGAAAUGGAACUGCCUGUCGAGAAACAGAAGCUUAUUUUGCUGACCUGAUAAUGAGAAAUUACUUUGCACCACUGGAUGUUGUUUACUGUAUUGUCAGUGAAGCAGGAGCAUCAAUAUAUAGUGUCAGUCCUGAAGCUAACAAGGAGAUGCCAGGACUGGACCCUAAUUUGAGAAGUGCAGUUUCCAUAGCAAGGCGUGUACAAGAUCCUUUAGCAGAGCUGGUGAAAAUUGAACCAAAACACAUUGGAGUUGGAAUGUAUCAGCACGAUGUAUCCCAGACUUUGCUCAAGGCGACACUAGACAGUGUUGUAGAAGAAUGUGUCAGCUUUGUGGGAGUGGAUAUUAACAUCUGUUCAGAAGUUUUGUUAAGGCAUAUUGCGGGUCUCAAUGCCAAUCGAGCCAAAAGUAUUAUUGAAUGGCGAGAGAAAAAUGGACCUUUUGUCAAUAGAGAGCAUCUGAAGAAAGUGAAAGGGCUGGGUCCAAAAUCUUUCCAACAGUGUGCGGGCUUCAUCAGAAUCAACCAGGAUUAUAUUCGAACCUUUUGCAGUCAGCAAACUGCAUCUGCAGGCCAAAUUCAGGAAGUUGGUGUGACAUCUUCAGCAGGUGUUGAGGUUGCAAAUGAAAAGCAGGGCAAGAAGAAGGGCAAAACUGCAGUGAAUGUUGCACUGAAGCCAAAUCCUUUGGACCAAACUUGUAUUCACCCAGAAUCAUAUGGCAUAGCAGUGAGGUUUUUAUCAUUCUUUGGAGGAACAUUGUGUGAGAUUGGGAAGCCAGAAAUGCAACAAAAAGUGAAUCUAUUCCUUGAAAAAGAAGGAAUAGAGAAAAUUGCAGCAAGAUUGCAAACAACAGUGCACACCUUACAAGUCAUCGUGGAUGGUCUCAGCCAACCUGAAAGCUUUGACUUUCGAACAGAUUUUGAUAAACCUGAUUUCAAGAGAAGCAUAGUCUGCCUGGAAGAUCUGCAGGUUGGAACAGUUCUUACAGGCAAAGUUGAGAAUGCCACUCUUUUUGGAAUUUUUGUUGAUAUAGGAGUGGGGAGAUCAGGUUUGAUUCCCAUACGAAAUGUAACAGAAGCAAAACUUUCUAAAACAAAGAAAAGAAGGAGUCUCGGACUAGGCCCUGGAGAAAGAGUGGAAGUUCGAGUACUCAACAUUGAUAUUCCCCGAUCUAGGAUUACUCUGGACCUCAUUCGAGUGCUGUGAGGGACUCACUGAAGGCCAAACACUAAUUUUAUUUUCUCACUUCUAAGAAUUAGAUGUUUGUGAAUUCUAGCUAGCAGAUGAGAAGAAAGUCACUUAAUAUAAGAAGUACUUUCUAAAUACUUUUCUUAUUUUUCCUUCCGAAUAAAUAGCAAACUAACAGUUGGAUUUCUUUUCCUCUUGAAGAAGAAAACCAAUAGACAUCUUUAAAUGGCUUUAUGUAGUAAUGAUUUUCUGACCAAAAUUUUAUUUUUUGUAAUUCAUCUUUUGACUCCUUUUGCAUUUUGUAUAGCAGAUUGUUUCACUUCUACUUGCCAACAUCCCUUGCUGAACUUGUAUGGAACUAUCUUACUGAUUUGAAUUGUACAGUAUUUCUUGACAUAGUAGGACUGGCAAUACUUAAUCCUUCCUUUUUACGGACCUUUAUAAUCAGGACUUUUGGAUGUGUUCAUGACCAUGACAGAACAGAACAGAUCUUGAUAUAAUCAUCAAGUGAAUGGAUCAAAACAUUUCUCUGAGGAUGUAUGUACAGACCCUUACAAUAAAGUUUAUGACUCAUGA